GAAUGCCGAGCGAACUCCUCCUCCCCCGCCAACCAGCGACUCUUUAAAGCAGGGAUUCUAGCCCCAGCUGUUUAGACCCGUGAGACACGAGUAGGAGCCGCAUAUGGGGUAGUUGUCUCCGAGGGGCGGCAAAGAAAAAGGAUUAGCCAUGUCGUCUUUGAUCAGAAAGGUGAUCAGCACCGCGAAAGCCCCAGCGGCCAUUGGUCCCUACAGUCAGGCUGUGUUAGUCGACAGGACCAUUUACAUUUCAGGACAGCUAGGCAUGGAUCCUGCAAGUGGACAGCUUGUGCCAGGAGGGGUGGCAGAAGAGGCUAAACAAGCUCUUACAAACAUGGGUGAAAUUCUGAAAGCAGCGAGCUGUGACUUCACGAAUGUGGUAAAAACAACUGUUUUGCUGGCUGACGUAAACGACUUCAAUACUGUCAAUGACAUCUACAAACAAUAUUUCCAGAGUAAUUUUCCUGCAAGAGCUGCUUACCAGGUUGCUGCUUUGCCCAAAGGAGGCCGUGUUGAGAUUGAAGCAGUAGCUGUCCAAGGACCUCUCGUGACAGCAUCACUCUAAGUGGGCCCAGUGUUAUUUAGCCUGGAAUUUUAAUAAUGUUUUUAAAUUAACGUCUUAAUUUUUACAGUAUUUGUUGGAAAGUGUAAGGUUGACUGAAAUAUCUGAAGUUAUUAUGGAAAUACCAUAUAAUAAGGGGAAUUGAACAUGAGUUGAAGAUUAAUGAUGAAUCUAGUUACUGAUGUUAUAAAUUACACUUCUGUAGCACUCAUAUUACUGGAUGUGGGAAAAGAGACACACAUUAAAUAGUUACUCAGAAAAAUAAAAGUAAAGGGAAAUAGCAUGUAGGAAAGAUGAGUUACUAUUCCUGAGAAAUAAUAAAGAGCACACCUAAUUCAAUUAAACUCUAUUAAUUUAAUGAUGUGAACUAUUUAGUUCUCAUGUCAGAUACAUGAUUCUGCUUUUACUUGAGUAAAAUUAAAACAUUUAAGUUUGAAUGGUAGAGGUAAAGGAGAAGAAACUGGACCAAAUUUUAUAUGGAUAAUAUUUUUCUAAUGGAAAUAAAAUAGCAUGCAGA
Messenger RNA from Balaenoptera acutorostrata (minke whale), 1076 nucleotides. It is a transcript of the gene RIDA, whose product is annotated as reactive intermediate imine deaminase A homolog. Gene Ontology annotation, molecular function: deaminase activity. Bases 149 to 562 code for a protein of 137 amino acids. The transcript has 6 exons. Lineage: Eukaryota; Metazoa; Chordata; Mammalia; Artiodactyla; Balaenopteridae. Gene Ontology annotation, cellular component: cytosol. The record is from RefSeq and is a predicted model, not a curated record.